This is a messenger RNA of Aedes aegypti (yellow fever mosquito), 3713 nucleotides long. Its product is annotated as calcium/calmodulin-dependent protein kinase type IV. Gene Ontology annotation, cellular component: nucleus. Bases 585 to 3179 code for a protein of 864 amino acids. NCBI's taxonomy places the organism in Eukaryota, Metazoa, Arthropoda, Insecta, Diptera, Culicidae. Gene Ontology annotation, biological process: intracellular signal transduction; protein phosphorylation; positive regulation of apoptotic process. The transcript is spliced from 10 exons. The record is from RefSeq and is a predicted model, not a curated record. Gene Ontology annotation, molecular function: ATP binding; protein serine/threonine kinase activity.
CUUUCCACACGAUCGACCAAGCCAGUCAGUGAUCAUUCGAUAUUGUUGCCUGGCGGACGCAAAAUCACAGCAACCAGAGAACUAGCGCGAGAAAAUAAGACGAUCGCGAGUUUCGACGGUGGAAUAUAAAAGGAAAAAUAGGCGAAUAAGAAUCUUAUGAAGUGCACCAGUAGUGUGAUCUAGCGAGCGAGAAAGAGAAAAAACACGAAGAAAUUUUCGCUUCUCGCUUGGGGAUAGGCAUAUUUGCUCUGCACUAUCGAUAUCGCAAAAAUCCAAAAUCCCUUGGGCAACAUUGCGAUCAGUGAAUCAACGUAGUAGGCGUUUUAAAAGCGCCGAGAAGAGUGGAAUUCCAUUCAGUGGAAAAGCCGGAAGAGCUACAAAAUAAUUAUUUAUCGACAGCCUCUACUAGCGCCAUACAGAAGCGUAUCGAACCGGAAGUGAAGUGCUAGCUUUAGUCCUGCAUGUGAGCUAUUGUAUAUACGUCGAUCAUCGUAAAGUGUAUUCUGACUGACCGAAGCAGCAGUAACAGUUUUAUCUGACGAAACAGCGAUUACCCAAAAACACAGCAAACAGAAAUUGCGAAAAUGAUUCACGUGGACGAAACCGAUCCCGUUGGUGAUGUGCCACCGCCAUUUCCUUAUCGUGAGGUUCAGAUUGAACGCGGCGUCGAUGCCAAACAGUUGUACGAGCUGAGCACAGAAAUCGGAAGGGGCAAAUUCGGAGUCGUACAUGUCUGCAAAGAGAAAUCCACCGGCACCCGGUUGGCAGCCAAGUUCAUUCAGAUCGUCAAAAAAGGCGACCGGCGGAACAUCGAGCGCGAAGUUCACAUGAUGAACGUUUUGCGCCAUCCCAAAAUCGCCCAACUGUACGGGGCGUACGAAUUUGAUCGGACCUUCUGCAUGGUGAUGGAGCUGGUUGAAGGAGGCGAGUUGUUUGAUCGCGUGCUGGACGAAAAGUUUAUCCUAACGGAGAAGGCGUGUUCCAUUUUCAUGCGACAGAUUUGCGACGCGAUCGGCUAUAUCCAUAGCAACAACAUAGUGCACUUGGAUCUGAAACCGGAAAAUAUCCUGUGUCUCACGGAGAGCGGGAACCGGAUAAAGAUUAUCGACUUCGGCCUGGCUCGUGAGUACGAUCCGGACAACAAGUUGCAGGUGCUGUUCGGCACGCCGGAAUUUGUGGCACCGGAAGUGGUCAACUUUGAGGCGAUCUCCUUCGCAACAGACAUGUGGAGCGUGGGCGUAAUCGCAUAUGUGCUCGUGUCCGGCCUUUCCCCCUUCGCUGGCGAAGACGAUAUUCAAACCAUGGCAAACAUCACGAUAGGCCGAUAUGACUUCCUGGAUGAAGCAUUUGACACCGUGUCCGAAGAAGCGAUAGAUUUCAUCAACCGCUGUUUGGUAAAAGAACAAAAGGAACGAAUUACAGCCGAACAAGCGCUCAAACACAAAUGGAUCAAACGAAAACCGCAGUACUAUCCGACCAAUCGACGACCCUCAAUCACCACCUUCAAACCAGUGCUGUUAGAAACAAAUGAUAAUAACAACAAUAAGUCCGACGCCGAGAUCGACAAAGAGAACCUCAAAGAGCUGGUUUCCAAAUGGAACGAGAACCCGAACAAUCGCUACGCCUUCGAACAGGCAACGGAGAAUGUUAUCUCGCCCAGUGGAGAAACGGUUCAAAUUCGACGCCCAGAUGCAGGCAGCCGGCGGGGCAGCUUAGCUAGAGGCGACGAAGACCCGUUGCUACUUUCCCCAUCAUCGUCAACUUCCUGUUGUUCGUCUUCGUCACCACUCUCAUCGGAAGUGAGCGCAACUAACCUGCACCAACCGAACAGUGAGAGUACCAUCAAUUCCCCGCACCAAUCAUCUCGCCCUGCCUUAGUGCCAUUAGAAGUAGUCUCUAACAUCACAGAACCGAGUGCCAGCCUAAUCUGCGAUAGCGAAAUUGCCAACACCAACAUUAGUCGUAAUUGCAAUACUAGUAGCAGUAGCCUUAGUAGUUGUAGUAGUUUUGAGCGAGCGCCAUCUACUAUUCAACCACCUCUGCAUGGAGUGUCGUCACCAUCUGAUCACCAUUCUCGUUCAUAUUUCUCAGAUCAUCACAAUUCGCAACAGCAGCAGACUCAACCGGAAGUGGUCGUUCAACCUUCCCAAGUCAAGGAACCCGUACCAGACUCCACCCUCCAACAAUCAUCUACACAAGAACCACAGACACAGAACAACCCCUCCACAACUCCACAAAGUAAUGGAUCGAGCACCCCUGUGACCCCACUAAGCCCCCUAACUCUCAGAACGGCCGAACUGGACUCGGACCUGGAGAGUCUCAAGACCAAGGUUAAAACCAAAACGUCCAAGGCGCAGAACAAGCUAAACGAACUAGCGCAGCAACCGGAGUUCCUCUCGAACGAAACCUUCAAACUGCAGACGUUCAAGUUCCUGCCCAAGUCGAUCAGUCUGUGCAACGACGAUUCAGUAUUCAAAGAAAACUACACCAAGUUCUGUGAUCGCAAUGCAAUUCUGAAACCUCCUCACCUUCAAGAAUCAUCGUCCAAGGCAUCCGAGGAAGUGACUUCCAGCAGUAGCACCACCACGACAACCGAAGUCUCCGAGGGUACCAAGGUGAUCGUAACGAAAACUACCAAAAGCACUAAAACGGCUGCCGAUGGCACGAAAACCGUCACCCUUCGGAAGACGAUCGUCAAACAGAAGAAGAUCACCGAAGAAGACACCGACAAGGACAAGCUCAAGACUCAAAGCAGCAUUACCCAGCAGGAUGAUAAGGCCACAGUCAAGCGGACCAAGUUCCGCGUCAACCAGAUGAGCAGCCGAGACGUUCCAGUUGCGAUCAACAACGUGGCCAAGAGGUACCUCGAGCAGAAUCGACUGAUUGCCACCACCGCGUCCACCAACCUUCCCAAGGAUGAUUGCAUUGUCAAGAAGAUCCACAAAACCAGCCUCGUGAACCAUUUCCAGCAGCAAACCACGUCACAUACCGAAACGGCCAACAACCUGAAAAAUACGAUGAAAACGCGUAGCAUUUCCGUCGACUGGGACGCCGUCAAUGCGGUUGAGAACCGGUCCAUGAAAACGAUCAAUUCCUUCCUGAGACGCACCUCGACCUCCACUGCAGGAUCGGCCGUCAAACAGCUCCAGGCCCAGAUCGAGGCUAGUAUUCACAAAUGAGAACCCGCACACUGUUACCGGAUAUGUCGUUUUCUUAACAUACGCUUAAAUUCCACACUCUUCUGACAAAUCUAUGUGCGUUUGAACGUCUAUCGAAAGUAAAAAAAAAGUGUGUUAUGUGAAAGACGUAUCCUUCAUUACCUUUGCUCUAGUCAUUCAAUGUACUCUUCUCGUCAUCUCAUCACCAUUAGCCCUCAUUCACCCUAUCAUUUGUCUGUUGGAACCCCCUAAAUGUACUUAUCGCCCCAUGUUUACAAUUAAGGCCUAUUUAUUAAAUCGAUGAGAUUCGAUCCACGAAACUGUUAUCAAUUUUAUUGAAACAAAAAAUGUUACCGAGAUGGAAAAUAGUCAACGACGUCCCUUGUGACAAGGGAAGCAAUUCAAUAAAAAAAAACAGUGUUAGGAUAAUACAUAAUCAUGUUAAAUCAUCUAAGUGAGACACAAAAGGAUACUUGCAAACACAGUUAAGAAGCAUGUAGUUAAAUUGUAUAUACUCAGAGUAUCUGCAUAAAUGAUAUUAAAUGGUAAAAUUAA